This is a messenger RNA of Arachis duranensis, 1524 nucleotides long. RefSeq lists its product as uncharacterized. Gene Ontology annotation, molecular function: zinc ion binding. Bases 1 to 1524 code for a protein of 507 amino acids. The transcript is spliced from 3 exons. NCBI's taxonomy places the organism in Eukaryota, Viridiplantae, Streptophyta, Magnoliopsida, Fabales, Fabaceae. The record is from RefSeq and is a predicted model, not a curated record.
AUGGAGGAGACGUUUGUGGGUCAGGGUCUGCAUGAUGUAGCUGGUCUGACGGAAUUUCGUCUUGGCCAAUCUUUCCAGAGUAAGGAGGAAGCUGUGCUGAGUGUGAAAGAUUACAGCAUCCGACGUGGAGUUGAAGCGGAUGCGUCGAUUACGAUUAAAGUGUUGCAGGAAGCAACUGAGUCCACCUAUGGUUUCAGGCUUAGUUAUAGGAAGGUUUGGAUGGCGAAGCAGAAGGCAGUAGCACAGAUCUACGGGGACUGGGAGGUGUCUUAUGGCGAGCUUCCCCGUUGGAUCCUUGGGGUGAGGUCCACCAUGGAUGGUACGAUAGCUCUUCUAAAGACCUCUCCGGUUAGAGUGGGUGAUCAGGUUGAUGAAUCGACUGUCUACUUUCACCGUCUUUUCUGGACAUUUCCUCCCUGUAUUGAGGCAUUUCGACACUGUAAACCUCUAGUCAGCAUCGAUGGUACUCACUUGUAUGGUAAGUACGGAGGCACCUUGUUAUUAGUAAUUGCUCAAGACGGAAACUCGAACAUCCUGCUUAUUGCUUUUGCACUUGUGGAGGAAGAAAAUACAGAGUCUUGGUCAUACUUUCUGACCAACCUUAGAAGACAUGUGACGCCACAAAUGGGCAUUCUGGUGAUUUUUUACAAGCACGACGACAUCAAGGCGGCACUAGAGACACCUGAUAGUGGAUGGCAACCUCUUCAUGCCUUCAAGGGGCAGGAUGCUAGGAGGUGGCUGGUGAAUGCUGCUUAUGCUAAGACAGAGGCCGAGUUUGAGUAUUGGUUUGACAUCAUGAGAACAAAGAAUUCAGCUAUGUGUGAUUGGGCAAAUAGGAUGGAGUAUGAGAGGUGGACACAACACAAGGAUGGAGGCAGGCGAUACGGUCACAUGACGACCAACAUAUCUAAGUGUGUCAAUUCUGUUUUGAAGGGAACCAAGAAUCUACCAGUGAUGUCGUUGGUCAAGUCGACGUACUUAAGGCUUGCAGAGCUGUUUGUUGUUCGGGGUCAGUCAGAAGAGGCACAACUGGGGGGCAGACACCGAUUUUCCCAGGCACUUGUUAAAGCCAUUGAGCAGAACUUGAAGGAUUCAAGGUGUUUCACAGUGACACUAUUUGAUAAGCAUAAGUCCGAGUAUACUAUCGCGGAGACUACACCUACGGGUAAGUUUUCAUUGGGAACUUACCGAGUUUCGCUUAGAGAUCGUACGUGCGACUGUGGCAAUUUUCAGGCCCUGCACUACCCCUAUUGCCAUGCAAUCGCAUGCUGUGAUCAGUCACGACUGGAUUGGGUCACAUUCGUUGAUGAAGUUUACAGCAUGGCUGAGGUUUUUAAGGUGUAUCAGAUGGCCUUUGCACCUUGUAUUCCAAAGGGGCUUUGGCCGCCAUAUGACGGACCGACUGUCAUCCCUGACCCUAACAUGAGACGUGCUAGAGAGAGUCAACCACGGUCCACACAGAUCCACAACAACAUGGAAGAAGGUGACCCCAACAGGCCAAAACGAUGUGGCCUUUGUAGGUAG